AUGUCCCGGCAUCUCUUCAAUUCCGCGGUGCUACUUCUCCUCUUGAUGGUGUGCUCUGGCAGUGGUGCUGCAUCCGCUGAGGCGAGUAACCCAAGGAACGGAAUCAUCUUUAAAGGAGGGGAUUCGUUUAAUGAUCCAGAGACUGAAAAUUUGGUACAGGCGUUUCACUCGUUCCGUGCGCCUUCUCUUGUUUACGUGAAUGGUGUUGUUGUGGCCACUGUUGAAGCGCAUUACACAAACACCACGGAUAAAAAAUCGUGCGUCAGUCUUGUUGCAAGGUCGAUGAAAAUUGAUGGAGGGGAGUGGACAAAUGGAACUGCCAUCGUGUUUGAUCAUUACGACGUGAAAAUUGACCGCCUGUUGAGCCCAACUACCAUUGUGGAUGAAGAAGAUGGUUAUGAAAUAAAUGCACUUGUCGGGGGUUAUGGCACGUCAACGACUCCAUUGACGGAGGUGACUGGUGAUGGAUAUUGGGCGCCCAGGAUAGCGGCUGGUGGUUUGAUUCCGCAUGACGAUGACGAUGAGGAAAAGAAGGAGUUUAAGUGGCAAAGUCAAAGCACGUCAUUAGUUCCUUAUGAAAUUUGGGGGGAUUACAGCACCAAGCCCAAACGUUUCAAACAAUUUCUGGGUGGUGGCGGCGCAGGCAUUAGGAUGGAGGACGAGAGUCGCUACGUGCUGCCUAUUCAAGCCUUGAAGGAUGAUGGAAAGGUUGUCUCGUUGGUCAUCCUUGCCAAAGGUUUUACUUAUGGUUGGGAGUUCUCAAAUGGUACGAGUGAUGAGGGAUGCAUCCAGCCUGCGGUUCUUGAAUGGGAGGGCAAAGAUCUCGUCAUGAUGACGUCGUGUGAGGACGGCAGCCGCAGGGUUUACUUGUCAAGCACCAUGGGGAGACGGUGGACGGAGGAAUACGACACUCUUUCACGCGUGUGGGGCAACUCGCUGAAACGUACAGGGCACGGCGUGCAGGGUGGCUUCGUUAGCGCGACGAUCGAUGAACAGAAAGUCAUCCUCGUCAGUCGGCCGGUAUAUUCCGGGGAGGAGGGAAAACAAGAAACAGGUCGACUUCACUUGUGGCUGACGGACCUGCAGCGAAUUUAUGAUCUUGGGCCGAUAUCCGCUGAGAAUGAGAACGUCGCCGCCAGCACUCUGCUGUACGCCACGGUCGAAGUGCCGUCAUUGGAAGGGGAAGGGGGAGAAUCGAAGGAAGAGAAGAAACUGUACUGCUCGUACGAGGUCGCUGCAGAGGGAGAUAAGUACAACAUUGCCUUUGUGGACUUGACGGAGAAGUUGGAGGACAUGAGGAAGGUGUUGGCUGCAUGGAAGACGAAGGACGCGCAAAUUGCGAAGGAAUACGGCUGCGGGAAUGAAAAGGAUGCAAAUAAACGACGUUACUGUGACGAUGGUGACCUCACUAAAGGGCUGGUUGGCUUCUUAUCCAGCGCGUCAACUGACAGCACGUGGGCAGACGAGUACCUCUGCGUGAAUGCAACCGUUCACGGGGAAGUGGAAAGUACUCCUGACGGUGGAUUGACGUUCAAAGGACCCGGAGCGUGGGCGGAGUGGCCUGUUGGCGACAUGGGGCAGACUGUGCCGUACCACUUUGCGAACUCUAAGUUUACUCUUGUGGCGACGGUGUCCAUCGAUAAGGCGCCGAAGGAAGGCAGCAGCCCCAUCCCUUUGAUGGGCGUGAGGAUGAACGAUGCACAAGGCACGGUGCUUCUUGGUCUGUCGUACACCCACGACAAAAAGUGGAGGAUAAUCUUCAACGGCAGUCGUUUGACGCUGCCGGCGCAUGAUAACGAUGUCGAAUGGAAACCAAACAAGAAAUAUCAUGUGGUACUGCAAAUGGAUUAUAAUAAUGGACUGUUUGUGUACGUGGAUGGGAAGAGGAUAUGCGACACCGAAGAUUAUGAAGUUGAGGAUUACGAGGGCUAUAAGAGCUUUUAUGACAGGUUACAACAGUCGAGCUCCCACAGCAUCUCGCACUUUUACAUUGGCGGGGACGGCAAGAGCAACUCGGGCAACAUUCAUGUGACGGUGAGCAACGUCCUGCUGUACAACCGCUUAUUGCAAGAUAAUGAGCUCAGCCCACUAAUGAAGACGAAGGCGGCCGCUGCUCCAGAGGCGGAGGUGCCGGCCCCGGAAGGUGCGCCUCAAAACAGUCAUUUGAGUCAACCCUCUGAAAAAGACGCCACACCAUCACCACAAAAACAAGACUUAUCACCGGAAAAAUCGGAAAAUGAAAAGCAUUCAGCAGGUUCCCGGCAGGCAUCUUCCACCGACCCCGCUGGCUCGUCCACCUCAGCCGCCGAGGGGAAAGUGGAAGAAGUGGCAUCCAGCAGUGUUGGCUCGGCGUCCUCAUUCUCUCCAACAGCGGGAGAAGACAGUCCUCAAAAAGUACGUGAAACCGAUGUGCCUGCCACUGAGGAUCACUUUGAACGUGAACAGGAGCACUCGUCUCUCAGCGUGGUUCAGCCGAUGACGGAGCAGGCUGAAGAGGCGGCUGUCGCCACUCCGCAGAGGAAAACCACUGAAGAUUGGCCGCAGCACAGCACUCUAUCUGAUGCUUCAGAGGACGUGGAAAAGUCGUCAUUCCAUCCCGCCCCGCCCACCAGCGACGAACAAACCGUUGACCCCGAGGAGAGGAAGGACACAAAUCCCCACACUGCCGUGGGUGCGAGCAGCGGCCCCGACUCAUCCCACAGCAUUGAGGUGGCGCCCUUGGACGGUGCCACAGCCGCCCAUGAGCCCAGCACAGACCCGAAAACUGCUCAAGGCCAUGGUGAAGUGUUGGAUGGCGAUGAUGCCGCGCCGGGUAAUAAAAGCACCCUGCCUGGGGAGACCAAGAUCCCAUCGGGGUCCAACGCAACAUCGCUCUCGGACCAUGACGUUUUGCUUGAGCACGGGCAUUUGAGCGACUUGGCGGCCAUGGCUCUAAUUGGUGACAGCACCGUGCAUGGGUGUGUGUCUCGGGUGUUGUUGCUGCUGCUUCUGGGGCUGUGGGGCACCGCGGCUCUCUGCUGA
Molecule: messenger RNA, 3021 nt
Organism: Trypanosoma cruzi
Lineage: Eukaryota; Euglenozoa; Kinetoplastea; Trypanosomatida; Trypanosomatidae
Product: trans-sialidase, putative
Exons: 1
Coding region: 1-3021 (1006 amino acids)
Molecular function (GO): exo-alpha-sialidase activity
Source: RefSeq, a predicted model, not a curated record